AUGGUUGAUUUGACCCUCUUUUUUAACUUUGCCUAGCCGUGCCGGGAAUAAGAUGAGUUGGGUAAUAUGUCGCAUAUGCCAUAAGUGUAGAGGGCAAUAUUGUCCAAACUAACGUGCACUGACACGGUGCUGACCAUUUUCAGGCACUUGAUAGUGAUGAAAAGUCAUUUUGACAGAUUUUCACCAGAAUUACAAGGUAUUUAUGUCUGUGGCAGCCAAAAUUUUAUAAGGUGCAGGAAAAUGUAGAAAUGAAAGGAGAAACAAAAAAUUUCUGUAAAUAAAGUGAAAAGGUGGGCUAAAGUAUGGACCCACUUUUCACUUAAUUUACAGAAAUCGAAUCAUUGGUAAACUGUUGAUUGCCGUGCGGAUAUCCGAAACCGCGGGUCCUUGGGAGCCAUUCCUUUUAAGUGGGUGGCAGUUUCCUCUACUGUAACAGGACACUUUUUGGGAAAGCGUCCUGUUACAGUAGAGACGCUUUCCUUUUGGGACGCUUUUGGGAAAGUGUCUGAAUAGAAUCAGAUCGAUGGGAUGCGAAGCGGGACCCCUCCAUUGAUCGAGAGGGAAUCUCCCAGGUGGAUUUUUAACCAGAGAUUGGCCUUCAGGAGUUAGGCUGUUGAAGAGGAUCCAGAAUACCACGCGCCAGUCCAGAAGAGUUGCUGGUGGAAAGCCUUUUACCUACAUGUCCGAGAAAGAAUGGUCUUCCAGUUGGCAGAGCAUUUUCUUUUAUGGUUUUAUGGGUUUUGGCAGGAGAGGGGACGAAAUCCUCUUUUCUGCCUCCUCAUAUUUAAGAAAAGAAAACAAAAUCUCUUCUCACUGUCUUUGUUUUUUCUUAUAUUUUCAGCGAUGUUUUGCGGUGCCCUGAACAGCUACCACCAGUAUGUCUUGUUCGAAAACUACCGCCACUUUUCUCAUCUGUCCACCUUGGAGAGGGAGAUGACUUUCCGAACAGAGAUGGGUCUUUAUUAUUCUUAUUUUAAAACAAUCGUAGAAAGUAAAUCAAUUUCUGAAGGACUUCAUAACAUUAUGUAUAAUAAUUUAACCGAGUAUCCAAGCACGAUAAAUACAUUAAAACGAUUUAAUCUUUAUCCCGAGGUUAUAUUGGGAAUAGGAUAUAGAUUUUUUGUGAAUAUUGCACAGCGUUUUCAAAUUAACAUAAAGCAGUGCUGGACGGUUUCGAGAGGAGAUGAUCUUCCUCCAGUUGAGAGUUGUGAAGGUCUUGGAGAACCUGCAUAUUUUUAUAUCACAGCAGUUUUCUUGUGGAAUGGACUUGUUAGUGGUCUUAUAUUUCUAUAUGGAAAAAUGUUAAGCAAUUCGUUUCUUGGUGGAAUUUUAGCAGUGUCUGGCUUUUUCUUCAAUCAUGGUGAGGCAACUCGUGUUCAGUGGACUCCACCAUUGAGAGAGAGUUUUGCGUAUCCAAUACUCUUAGCACAGAUGCUGAUGAUAACAAAAACUUUGAGGGAUAACAGAAAAAGUUGGAGUAACUUUUUAAUAAUUUCGAUAUUAACUAUAAUAUCCAUUUUGUUUUGGCAAUUUUCUCAGUUUGUUCUGCUAACUCAAAUAAUGGCUAUAUUUGUAACUUAUAUGCUGGGAUACGUUGCUACUGAAACUUUACAAAUGAUUAUAAUCAGUGAGAUGUGUUCAUUAUUAAUAAGUUACGUUCUCAUGUUUGGAAACGAAAUGCUUCUAACAUCUUUUUUUGCAUCUACGUUACUAAUAUCAUAUUUUUUAUCUGUAAUUAAUGAAUCUUUAAUGAAAUUUAAAGUACCAGUUUUCAUUUGGAUAUUUCAAUUACUUACGUUACUUGUGGGUUCGUUUAGUAUUAAAUUGGCAGUUUCAUUUAUUCUUCAAGUGAAGCAUGAUGAUCAUAUAUUAAAUAUAUUAAAAUCUAAAUUUACUUCAUAUAAAGAUUUUCAUACAUUAUUAUAUACUUGUGCAGCCGAAUUUGAUUUUAUGGAUUUUGAGACAAUAAUAAUACUCAGCAAAACACUAUUGUUACCAUCGGCCAUUGCAACUGUUAUCUGUUUGGCAUUUCAGAUUUUCGGAAGGCGAUACAAGAAAUACAAACUUGACAUGUCUGACGGAGCGGUGAUGUACAACGUUUUUCAACUGGGAGCGUUUUCCCUGGCAGCCAUUCUGGUCAUGAGACUGAAAUUAUUUUUCACUCCACAUCUCUGCAUAGCAACGUCCAUGUUGGCAUCCGUUGAGCAUUUCGGUGGUAUUGGAAGAUACCAGAAUGCCCUAGUGGUGUUGCUGAUAGCAGCAACUGGCAUCGAGGGACUGAGGAACGUCCAAUCGCAGCGCCAGGUAAUUGGGGAAUACAGCAAUCCCGCUCUGGAAGAGUUAUUGGAAUGGGUGUCUUUGAACACACCGGCUGAUUCGGCCUUUGCCGGUCCCAUGCCCACCAUGGCCAAUCUGAUGCUGUCCACCGGGCGACCCAUCGUCAAUCAUCCACACUACGAAGAUGCCGGUCUCAGGGAACGAACCAAGAAAGUCUACACAUUAUUCAGCAGGAAGCCAGCACAAGAAGUCCAUCGAAUUCUGCAAUCGACUGGAGCCCGAUACGUGGUGUUAGAGCGUCGCUGGUGUUUUGGCCAAACCAGGGAGGGAUGCAGAAUGGUGGAUGCCUGGGACCUAGAAGAUCCCGAAAAUGCAGACAGAGAGCCAUUGUGCCCCAGUCUCUUUGUCCGCCCCCAGCCCUUUCGACCCCUCUUCCGGAAUUCAGAAUAUGCAGUCCUCCAACUCUAGUUUGCCUCUCUCAAUAGCAAACCGUCAAAUUACACAAACAGAUUUUUUGAAAAGAUUUAAAUAAAAGCCAGGCAAAUCUGGAAUA
Molecule: messenger RNA, 2830 nt
Organism: Centruroides sculpturatus (bark scorpion)
Lineage: Eukaryota; Metazoa; Arthropoda; Arachnida; Scorpiones; Buthidae
Product: probable C-mannosyltransferase DPY19L1
Exons: 20
Coding region: 694-2745 (683 amino acids)
Cellular component (GO): nuclear inner membrane
Molecular function (GO): mannosyltransferase activity
Source: RefSeq, a predicted model, not a curated record